Molecule: messenger RNA, 2337 nt
Organism: Naegleria lovaniensis
Lineage: Eukaryota; Heterolobosea; Eutetramitea; Acrasida; Naegleriidae
Exons: 2
Coding region: 1-2337 (778 amino acids)
Biological process (GO): nucleobase-containing compound metabolic process
Molecular function (GO): ATP hydrolysis activity; 3'-5' exonuclease activity; nucleic acid binding
Source: RefSeq, a predicted model, not a curated record
AUGUCUUCGGAACAAGUGUUGGUAGAGAAACUCUUCCGGAUAUCGGCCGUUGUUGCGUUGGACAUUUCUUCCCAAAAAACUCUCUCCUUUGAGAGAGUUCUCCAGUUUAUGGACAACAAUUUCAGUUUUGCUCCUUUUGAAAAAGUGGCAGCUAAUUAUAACGAUGAUGACAUCUUUAAUUUAUUGUUUGAAGGAGAAUCCGCAACAUGGUUCAAAUACAAUGAACAAAACGACCAAAUCACGUUGGUCAUCCAACUUCCAACAUUUGUUGUACCAAAUUCUCAAUUUAAAAACGAAACAGACUUACUCUUGCAUUGCCCUACAUUGAAUUUGGCAAAAGCUUUUACCAUGAAUUCUAAAAUGCGAAGAAUUGGCAAAGUGUUGAGAAAGAUUAACAAAUUGGUGAGUCAUAACCGUAUCACGGCAAAACCACCGAUUAAUCCACAAGCAUCAGUUCCCAACUCUCAAAAAGAUGACGUGAAAAUUGUGAACUCGUCAGCUCUUGCCACUGAAUUCUCGAACAUUUUUGUUCAAAAGACCUUUCCAAAAUUAAUCGGAUUAGACUGUGAAGGAGUUAAUUUAGGUUCUAAUGGAAGACUGUCAUUGGUUCAAAUAUCGGUCAAUGGAACUCAGUAUCUCUUCGACUUGCAAGCUGCUAAGAACGACAAAAAGCUGUCAGCAGAUAUUAUCAAUGCCCUUAGCAACAUUCUUACCAAUGAAGCUGUUGUGAAAGUUAUCCAUGAUUGCCGUAAUGAUAUUUUGGCACUCUACAAGAGUUAUGCAAUUAUUGUCAAGUCUGUCAUGGACACUCGUCUUCUCUAUCAAGAAAUUACCAAGUCAACGAAGGAUAUUUCAUUCAACGAAUUGUGCAAGAUAUAUAGCAUUCCUGAAAACCCAUUCAAAGAGGUUGGAAAAAAGCUUCACAAAAAUGGUAGUUGGUGUAGUAGGCCUCUCACUGACCUCAUGAUUAGAUAUUCUUCUGCUGAUGUGAGAUAUCUCACACAACUCUAUUUGACCAUGAUUCAUUCAGUUCCUGGACCCAUGUUAGAAAAAACUUUCAAAGCAGUGUUAACUAAGGUUACCAAGUUGGUAGAAGGAGUGAUCAAACCAAUUCCUUCUUCAUCAAGUGCACUUUUCAACAGUGUUGGUCAUAUGGCCACAACAAGUUCUACCACACAAUCCAUUCACACCAAAGAAAACCAAAGUGACUUAUCCAAAGUACCUGUAUCUAACACUUUACAAGUGUCAGGAGCCACUUCAACCACAAAUACUCCUCCACCCAUCACUGUUUCUCAACCAACUUCUUCAAAUCAUAGCUUUAAAUUGGAAAUCGUGAAUCAAAUUUACACAUUUCUUGACCUCUUUCCAAAAAGAAUUCAGGAGAAAAUUUCAAAAGUGUCAGGAAUUGAAGUGAACAGUUUAAUAGAAGUUGCAAUGGACAAGGGAAGACCCUAUGAAUUGUUUUAUUAUCACAAACAAACUUCAUUCUAUGAUCCCACGUUCAUUGUACAACAGGAAGAUAUUGACGAAAUUACCAAGAAAUUAUCAUUCGGGAGUGACAAUCGAGCUGGUAUGGAUGGAUCGCUUCACAGAAUUAGCGCCAUGGUAAAUCGAGGUGGAAACAUUAUUGGGCUCACUCUUCGAGUGGGAAGAGCUGUCAUUGGUCGUGCAAAAGUAUUUUCUGAUUUUAUUGAGCAAGGAAAGAGUGUACUCUUGCUUGGUAGACCCGGAUCUGGAAAAACCACUUUUAUUCGAGAUUUUGCAAGAAAUUUAUCAGAAAAUAGAAGAGUGGUUGUGGUAGAUACGUCAUGUGAAAUUGGUGGUUUUGGUGAUAUUCCACAUGUAGCCAUUGGUAAGGCAAGAAGAAUGCAAGUUUCAGAUAUUAGAAAGCAACAAGAAGUCAUGAUUCAAGCUGUUCAAAAUCAUACUCCUGAAGUCAUUGUCAUUGAUGAAAUUGGAACCAAAGACGAAGUCAACACUGCUCGCACCAUAGCUCAGAGAGGUGUUGUGUUGUGUGGAAGUGCACAUGGAGAUAUGAAAUCAAUUUUGAAAAAUCCAGUAUUGUGUGAAUUGUUAGGAGGUGUGGAGAGUGUCAUUAUGAGCGAUCGCAAUGCAACAAGUGAUGGAGAAAAGAUGCGUCUCCAAUUGAAAGCAGAUCCAAUUUUCGAUGUUAUCAUCCAACUCCCAGACGAUCCUGCUUUGAAUGAGUGGAAAAUAUUUACUGACCUCAAAUCAACAGUUCAAAACAUUUUAGCGAAACGACCUUACCAAAUGGAAAUCCGAACACUUGAUGUCAAUUCCAAUACGUUGCAGUCCUCUCACAUCACUGUGGAGUAA